AUGGAUGCAAUGUUACAAAACAUACUCGUUCUAAUAUACGUAGAAAUUGUGAUUUCAAUAGGAAUUUCAUUUUGUGCAAGGAAACAAGUGAAAUCUGGUAAAUCGCAAGCAAAGACGCCAAAAGUGGAGCUCCCACAGCGGAGGUAUUAUGCCACUUUCAAACCAAGAAAAAUUGAGUUGAAUGAGAAAGAGGCAUUGAUAAAGGGCGGUUUACAAGCAGGACGACAUGCGUAUCCAACACUUGAUGAUAUUAAGAGCGAUUGGAGUGAUAAGGACGAAAAAAGCAAGAAAGGAGGAGGAUUAAAGCAUGAUAAGAUUGACGAUAAAAGGAAUGUUCUCAAAAUACCAGCACUGGAAGAGAAAUCGGACGAGAAACACCGUAAGAGCAAUGAAGUGUUUGGGAAAGAAGGGAAGGAUGCUGUUAUCCACACUGCUCUAGUAAAAAAGUCGGUUAAAGCAGCAGUACUGCCUGAGAUUACGAAAAAAUCGAAUGAAACUGCUAAGGCAUCAAGUGGAACGCCAAGCUCCUCAGGAGAAAUCUUUAGAGUUUCCGGCGAAACACUCAAAACCUCAGGCGAAAUAGCCAAGAAUUCGGACGAAACGGAAAAGAUUUCGGCAGAAAUUCUGAGGGUAUUCGGCAAAACACUCAAGGCCUCAGAUGAAAUUCCGCGGACUUCAAAAGAGAAUCCAAAGAAGUCAGGCGAAAGCUCUGUGCCGUCAGCGGAAACCCUCUCGGAUGAAAAAAGAAGAGAGAUAAAGGAACCUAAGAAAAGCGACGAAAAAUGUGAUGACAAAAAGAAAGCUCUUUUGCUUGUCACCGCUACUGAAUAA
Strongylus vulgaris is the source of this 831-nucleotide messenger RNA. The record is from the annotation of a GenBank genome assembly. NCBI's taxonomy places the organism in Eukaryota, Metazoa, Nematoda, Chromadorea, Rhabditida, Strongylidae.